Molecule: messenger RNA, 2263 nt
Organism: Sipha flava (yellow sugarcane aphid)
Lineage: Eukaryota; Metazoa; Arthropoda; Insecta; Hemiptera; Aphididae
Exons: 2
Coding region: 195-980 (261 amino acids)
Source: RefSeq, a predicted model, not a curated record
ACAGUGGCGUCAGAAACACCGCGGUGGUGAUCGAUCGUCGUAGUCUCAUUUCAUCGACCGUCCGCGAACACCGAGAGCGUGGCGUACCGCAGGUGUUUGUCCAAGCACACGCAGCCACGUACGCGACCGCACACGCAGCGUCCCGUCCCACUGAAACGUGCACCGUCCCUUCGCGCCGUCUCACCGCGCCCAAUAUGUUGCCCGUGACCGUCAUACUGUCGCUGUGGUCGGCGUUCGCGCUUGGCCGGCACGCGCCCGUAGCGGCCGCGACCGCGUCGGACGACGAGUGCGUGCUUGACCUGGCCAUAGUGUGCCUGGACGAUAAGCUGCUGGUGUACGUCAACUGGCUGGAGAAGCGCGACAAGCUGAACGUGGUUGGCAACAUCGUGACCAUCGUCAAGAAGCAGGUGGGCCGCGCCGAGGACAGGUCCAAACUGCACAACAACAGCGCGAACAGCAACAAGAAGCAGCGGGUCAGUACGUCCCUGGGACCGGCCAUCGACGAGUACUUCGACACGCACACGCUGAGGAUAUCGCUGCCGUGGAUCCUGGACGACGACAUCGAUCUGGAACUCGACCAACAAGGCCGGGGCAAGAAAUCCAAGUUGAAACAUCUGAAAAAAAUGAUGUCUAUGCUGGGCGUGAUUAUGUGCGCGAAGCUGUCGUUGAUGGGACCGCUGACCAUGUUGAUGAUCGGAGCCAAAGCGCUCAAGGCCUUGAUACUGGCCGUCAUCUCGCUCACCAUAUCCAAGCUCAUGAUGCUCAAGAAGUUCAAAGGCGGCGGCGGGGGCGGCAGUGGUUCCUUGGUCCAGGCGGAUUGGUCAUCGGACAAGGACGAUCGGAACGCGCAUCUAUUAGCGUACGCGGGUCAGUCGGCCGCGGCCGCAGCGACCGCGGGCUCGGUCAUGUCUCCGUCCUCGCAGCAGCCGCAACAGAUGUACCCGUCGUACGAAUCUCACGGUUAUCACGGGGCCGCCUGACCGACAUCACCGGUCCGCCACCCUCAACAACCCAUCCCUCACCAUCCGUAAUCACCUCGAACCGUCAUCCACAUCCCCGCAACACAUCCUCCGACGACGGCGCCAGGGAUAUCGGGGCGUCCGUUGCGACGAGCGUAUUCGGCGAACCGGUUUACCUACACUUAUGGCCUCGAACUGUUUAUCAUUCAUCACCACGACUGUUCGUAACGCUAUACUUACCGCUCUCCUCGGAACGCUUUUUGUCUUUAAAAAUAUUAUCGAAUCGUUUGCGCAUUAAAAUUGUACCGAAUCUGCUCCUGCACCCGAUCGUAUAGGUCUCUCCUCGCACACGUCACUAUCAAAGUCUUUGACUUUUCUCUUGUAACUUGACCUAACCUUGGACGGACUUUUAGACUUUUCCCCCCAUCCCUGGCUUCGCCAUUCGUGCGCCUUCGGUAGAUCGUAAAAGCGUGUCAACGCUCGUUUGACUGGAGAAACCCGCGUGAUGUUAUCGUAUUAUUAGUUCGUGUAUUGAAAACUGUUUUACCGCCUUCCGAACGAGCGUAGACAACUCUUCGUGGAGAUGUGAACGUUUGACGGUAUUGGGUAUUGCGCAAUUAAAACAAAUUGUUAAAAAAAAAAAAUUAAAAAAAAAAAACACUAAACAAAUAAAUAAACUUCUAAAAAUUUGUUUUCGGUUGAGCAAGUCCACACCACUUCUGAACCGUAUUGAAAAUACGUUGUUUACCGCGUACACAACCAACCGAAUCUUACCGAUAACGUUGCGAGAUCUCCGUCGACACCAGGUCGAUCUCCUGUCCGCGCGUCGUCUUUGAACAUGGUACGCAGGACACGUUCGUCGGUAGACGGCUUUUGAAGCCGUGCGAUAAUCGAAAGUGACCGUAAUGCUUAUGGUGCGCGAUGUUUAUCGCGGUAACGUCCGUCGGGACAACAUAUCGGGUGUGGCACACUGCACUUUGUAAAGGUUACGCAUUGUUUUCAAAACGAUCGAGUUGAUCGGAACCUUGCGCGCCGAUCAAUUGGUAUGAUUUUUUCACAAACAAUUUAAAAAGAACAAAAAAAUUCUAGAAAGACGGAAUAUAAAAUUGUUCGGAGCAAAUAAAACAAUGUUUUAUUUCGAUCCAUUCGGUCGUUUUGAAUAACGCGUAAUGUAUAAUAUUAAAUGUAUCGUUUUAAUAUAUUACAAAACGUUGAGGACCGUCGGUUAACCUGACGACUUAUUAUUUACUUAUUUAUUUUUUCACUCACUAUUUAUUUUCUCAGUUAUAAACAAAAAAAUUAAU